AUGGACGUUAAAGAAAUAGAAUUCAAGUCUAAGGCAUUGACGAAGGCUGCGACAUCCGGAGAAACCCCAGCAACAUUGAUAUCAUUGCUUAGGGAGCUACAAAAAGGUGUGCGGCCGACAGAGGACCUCCUGCGCUCCACAAAAAUCGGUAUCAUUGUCAACAAGCUCAAACAGCAUAAGUCACCCGACGUUGCUCGUUUGUCUAGUGAAAUCGUCUCGAAAUGGCGUAGCGAAGUCAACAAGCAAAAGGUCACUGUAGGUGGUUCACCAGCCGCAAGUCAGAGAUCCAGCGAUUCACCCAAGCAGACUCCCAACGGCACUGCGUCACCGGCAUCAACGGGCGCUGCAGCGUCAGAUAGACUGGCCAAAUCUACGGUUCCGCCAGACAAGCGCAGUUGGAAAACAGAUCAGCUUACUAUCACGCACACCCAAAAUAAAUCUCGCGAUAGCUGCAUCGGACUGAUUUACGAUGGUCUUUGCUUACAUUCCACCGAGCCGCCGCGCGUCGUUCUCCAAAAGGCCAUCCAAGUCGAAUUAGCCGCCUACAAUGCCUUCGGCCCAGAAACGAAGGAACAAUAUCGCACCAAGAUGCGCAGUCUGUUCCAGAACUUGAAAAACAAAUCCAACCCGGACCUCCGUGUGCGCGUGCUCUCCAACGAAAUCACGCCAGACAAGUUCGUUCGCAUGACGCAUGACGAACUCAAAUCAGACGCACAACGUGAAGAAGAACGCAGGAUCCACAAGGAAAAUAUGGAUAAAGCUAUGGUUGCGAAGGCGGAACGGAGUAUCAGUACAAGCUUGCAGUGCGGCAAGUGCGGACAGAAGAAGGUCACGUAUACGGAAGCGCAAACGAGGAGUGCAGAUGAGCCUAUGACGUUGUUUUGCACAUGCGUUGUGUGUGGAAAGUCAUGGCGUCAAUAAGAUGAAACCUCUUCUUGAUUGGACACUUGGUUUUGGGCCAAUCGCGCGUCCUUUCCACUCUUCAUUAUUUCUAUUCUUGUGUUCUUUCUUCUUCCCGUUACUUGUAUUUAUUUCCCCAUUAUUUCCCCUAUCCUUCUACUUUUCCAACUUUGCUGCACACUAUUACUCAUCCAGGGGUGGCAUUCAAUUUGCGUCUUCCACUUUCCUGUUCGUUAUUAAAAGGAUCUUGUGUUCAUUUCCUUUCAGCACUUCUUUAAACGGGGUUGUCAUGGUGAAGGGUUUUUAUUCUUGUACUAUUUGGCGUUUCUUGUUUAUUAAACGGGCUGCUGAUGAAAACACAUCAUAUGUUUCCUUUUCUAUUUUCUACCCCACCUU
This is a messenger RNA of Histoplasma capsulatum G186AR, 1296 nucleotides long. Its product is annotated as transcription elongation factor S-II. Gene Ontology annotation, biological process: transcription antitermination; regulation of mRNA 3'-end processing; transcription elongation by RNA polymerase I. Gene Ontology annotation, cellular component: nucleus. The coding region runs from base 1 to 921 and encodes 306 amino acids. The record is from RefSeq and is a predicted model, not a curated record. The transcript has a single exon. NCBI's taxonomy places the organism in Eukaryota, Fungi, Ascomycota, Eurotiomycetes, Onygenales, Ajellomycetaceae. Gene Ontology annotation, molecular function: RNA polymerase II transcription regulatory region sequence-specific DNA binding; zinc ion binding.